Molecule: messenger RNA, 3294 nt
Organism: Bolinopsis microptera
Lineage: Eukaryota; Metazoa; Ctenophora; Tentaculata; Lobata; Bolinopsidae
Exons: 5
Coding region: 1765-2580 (271 amino acids)
Source: RefSeq, a predicted model, not a curated record
CUGAUAUUUUUAAUAUUUAAAUGUGUGUCCUUUCUUUUUUGUUUUAGUUUGUUGGUCUAUUUCAAAUGUUCAACAGGGUUGUAAUAGCUUUGUUGAAGAUCAGAGAAGAGUUGAGGAAUUGAGGGACAGCAGUCUGACACAAUGUUUAAAAAAUUCCUAAGAUUCCAACAGUUUCCAACUUUAAGAACAAUAGCAUUCAAUAGAUCAACCUCCUCGUGAGCAUCAGUUAGCUUUAGUUUUUCUUGAUAAUGUUUUCAAUGCUGUACAUUUUAUACGGGUAGAGUGCAGAGUUAUUCAUAAUAUUCUAAAAUACUAUACAGGAGAAUUAAUAAUUAUGUUUUCAAGCUGCGAACUGUGAAAGCUAAUAUGUAAUAGGCAAUAGCUAAGGUGUCCUUUAAAUUUAGAGUAGAUUGUAGUGAUGAAGAAAUAAUAUCCCAUUGUAUUGUAGGAGUCUAUCAGACCUUGCUAUAAUCAUAAAGCACUUUAAAACUUUUCUGUUUUCCAUUUUAUGAAAAAGGCCUAUUAAUGUUGCUUCGCGCCGAUAACUUAACCUGAAUUUUCAUAGGAACUAUCAAGCUACCACUAAAAAUACGUGAGUCUUGAUAUCUAAGAUUUCUUUGUGAAUAAAUAAAUGGGAACAUGGAUAAAAUUUCCAGAAUGCAGAAUUGGUCCAUGCCAACCAGGUCUGAAGCUGAUAUUGCGAGGUAAUUUAGUAUUAAAGUAAUCAUAGUAGACAUGGUUCUGCAUAAAGAUUCCGGUAAGUAGAGGCCGGGUGCUAAAGAGGUCGGAACGAGGAAUUCUUAACUCGUUAAUCGUCGUCAAAAUCAUUUUGUAGUCGACCAUAAAUUGGUAAAGCACUGAUUGUGAGCUUCUUCAUUGGUCAACUUUAAUUGUAAGAGAUAGACGUAUUUUAAACAGGUACCCUGUAACAAUGUAACUUAAAACAAACAUUUCAUAACCACUUCAAUAGCUUGCCCCGUAGUUACGUAGUAAGAACGUUAAUGAACCACCUUUCAAUUAGAGGGCUAUGUUAACUGCUUGAGUGACCUCUCUCCUUUUUUCACGUGACGAGGGCACAGUUUAACAUUUAAUUACCACUUCCAAAGCUCCGAGAAACCAUAAACCACUUCCAAGACAUCACCUCAAAGCUGUGUGAUUGUGUUAAAGUCUCAGUACCUCAAAGAACUCGGAUGGUCUUUGACUCCAGAUUCCAUCAGCUACAAAAAACAGCGAACAUGGUCAAAUAGACCUCACGUAAUUGAUAUUACGAUCUUAUAUAAUGCAAUUAUGCAAUCAUACACUGCUACUAUCAUUAAUGAGUCGCUCAGUAUGCUGAAUCGUUGUGUUGCAAUCUUUACUUUUUUCCAGUAUGAAUUGUUAUACAUUAUAAAAUUAGCAAGUCGCCGAGGUGAAUAAAGCAACAGUUUUUACCUUCUAUUCAUGAUAAUAUGGCUCAUCAUUUAGCGAGCUGGUGUUAAAAUUGAAAAACUAAUAAUUUUUAAAAGGUGUCAUGAUAAUUGAUAAUGAUAGUUGACUUAUUCAACCUUUCCAUUCUAUUAAUUCGAUGCCAUGUUGUCGUAAACGUUGCAUGCCUCAGUUGGAGUAAUUGAAGUUUUCAUCUUAAUUUCUUAUAAUAAACUAAUGGCGGUUAUCACAUUGAGAUAUUAAUAAUAAACAGUUUGUUUUUAAUCGAGAGUCACGAAGCUAAAAGCACGGUGUAUAAUCGGACCAUAUUAUAACUAACAGUAACAUUCCAAUACCAGGAUGAGGAUAAACGUAGAAAUAUGGAACAUAUUCGUGGUGAGCAUGUUGUUAAUGUUGCUCUACGCGGCCCUGAAUCCUGCCUGCUCUGUCAUUAACACUGCCCUUCAGGACAGCGAUACUCAGCUCACUUCUAAACUAGGAUACAUUAGUAUGAGUCUAAUGUCGCUGGUAUCGAUAGUAGGGGGUAUAAUAGCCCCUCCCCUACGGACAGUCAUGGGUUACAGAUCAAUCAUGGUUUUCUCUGCACUUCUCCAUAUGGCAGUUUACAUUGGUAUGAUAAUUCUCACUGAGUGGGCCGUUCUUAUCGGUUCUAUUGUAACAGGUUUGGGCGAAGGAAUAAUUUGGGUUGUUAUCCCAAACUUUGUGACGAUCACUUCGGAACACAGGAACAUUGAAAGAAACUUGAGCUACCACAUGUUUAUAUAUAACUUCAACGGAAUCGCUGGUAACAUUCUAAACUACCUCUGUCUCGACGAAUCCACUGCGAUAACAGACAGCUCCAGAAUCCGCUACUUCACAGUUUGCACUGUGUUCACUUUGCUCGCAUCACUGCUCGGUGGUGUCGCAGUCUGUUCUCCCAGUAGCUCUGACCAGUUUUCGUCUUUGAACGAGGACUCUGAUUUAAGGUUAAUAUCAGAUAUUGAGCCAGACACAACAAAACUCCUACCAGAUUCUGACACCGAGAAAACUAUCGAAUACAACUCAGAGGAGCACUUUCCCCAGACCCUUUACCAGCGUUCUCUAGCCUACAUUCGGAACCAAGCAUCCGGGCACUUACAAUCAGUAGCAUGCACCUUGGGGCAGUUUCCACUCUGAUGGUAAUAGUGCCCAUGUGUAUCAGUAACACAUACGACGACAGACACCUGAUACCCAUCCUGGGAGGGGCUAUAGGGAUCAGUAGGAUGGUAACCACUGGGCUGUUCGACUGGAUGGCCAGGAUGACCAGUUACACCAUGUUACAAUACCUCCAGACUAUAGUGUCGCUGAUAUGGGUGAUGUUGGUGUUUUUAGUGUUCCCGGAUAACUCCCUACAUGAGCUGACACCAGGUGAAAUGCCCCUGCUCCUGGUGGGAGAUUGGGUGGUGUACGUUCUGGGGAUCCUCACUGGGUGUUGUCUUACUUGGUUGGGUGUUCUGGUCACCGUGGCAACCGGCAAAGUUUCCACGGAUAAAAAAACUAUGAAGGGGUUCCAGCCAGAUAUUCUGUUCGCUUAUACUAUGAUAGUUUGGAGUAUUGGUAGUACGGUUACCUUGGCUAUCACACCUUAUGUCAGCCUCUAUUUCUUCUGUUGUUUAUCUUUUGUUGGUAUAGCUGUUAACCAUUUCUGUUUUUGUAGUGAUUUAUUGCCAUAUAUUGGACAAAUUGUUAAAAAAAAUGUAGAUAAUAAACCUAUCAGCUAUUGAGGAUACCGUUUUGUAUUAAAAAUGAAUUUGUUUACUCUAUUUUAUAAUGAUACUACAGAAUGUCCCAAUUUUGAUUGUGACAACAUUGAUUUUUUCAUGAAAUGAUAUUUUGAAAUUGUUUUGAGAA